AUGUCGCAGAAUUUUACUCAGAUUCGGAAACAGCUCGCAAAUUUAGAAAGUGAGGAGACGUCGUUACUACGCCUCCGUUUGUUGAGAGCUCUUCAAAUUGAGUCAAUGAGAUUGAACUCACUGAAGGAACGAUUACAGUCAUCACGUAAAAGAGGUCCCCGCAGGCGUUUUGUUAGGCGUGUUAUUAAAAAGUAGAG
Molecule: messenger RNA, 197 nt
Organism: Thelazia callipaeda (thelaziosis nematode)
Lineage: Eukaryota; Metazoa; Nematoda; Chromadorea; Rhabditida; Thelaziidae
Source: the annotation of a GenBank genome assembly